Messenger RNA from Sycon ciliatum, 4401 nucleotides. RefSeq lists its product as uncharacterized. The record is from RefSeq and is a predicted model, not a curated record. Bases 436 to 3084 code for a protein of 882 amino acids. Gene Ontology annotation, molecular function: zinc ion binding; K63-linked polyubiquitin modification-dependent protein binding; cysteine-type deubiquitinase activity. NCBI's taxonomy places the organism in Eukaryota, Metazoa, Porifera, Calcarea, Leucosolenida, Sycettidae. The transcript is spliced from 6 exons. Gene Ontology annotation, biological process: protein K63-linked deubiquitination; protein K48-linked deubiquitination; protein deubiquitination involved in ubiquitin-dependent protein catabolic process. Gene Ontology annotation, cellular component: cytoplasm; nucleus.
AUUCUCAUUCUGAUCAGGGCUGCGUUUGAUUUUUGAGUUGUUGAGCUUGGAUUAUCAUGACAUGAUUAUGUGAGAGGAGGAAAUUGCAUUGUAGUUCUCAUUCUGACAGCUCACAGUUACAAACUAUUCUCAUGAUCUGAGGACGAAUUUCAGUUUGCAGGGGUCCUGCACAACAACUACUCCUGAUGGUCAGUCCGUGUAUGCCUGGCAAGCUAAUUAUUUAGAUUUAGCUCCAUGCAUUUGUUGAACUCAACCCAUGUUUGUAAUCGUAACCCUUGCCUCUGUUUUCGCCGUUGACAUGAAAGGCCUUUUGGCAUGGACGGGUAAACAUCAUGGAUUUCGCAAUUAUUUGCUAAUGGAGACUCCUAGCAUCUAUGCUGCCCACCCGGCCGUAUAACCUGUGGGAGUGCAAGUGUGUCGAUCACUCUGGUUGAUAUGGCUAGCAGAGAUUCCAUCCUGAGUACAUUUGUCCAGCGUUCUGGAGCGGAACCUGGCUUGGCGAGGGACAUAUUAGAUGCUUCCAACUGGGAUGUCAGUGCUGGUUUGGAGACGUAUUGGAAUUUAGUACCUGUUGAGGAGCGGAUGAAAUCUCCUGAGUAUGCUGCUAAAUCUGGCUCUAACUCAUCUGCGGGCGGCGAGUCCAGAGAUGCACAUGCUAAUAGAUUGCAGGAGCGUAGACUACGCUCCCUUUCAACGUUUAACCAGAGCAUUGUGUCGGCGGUUAGUGCCAAGCUAGAGACUGGCACACGCAUUGUAACCGACAUUGAGCGGCGCCUGUCCCUGUCUAAUCCGGCACCUGGCCAGUCCAAGCCAGAUGCGGACUGCACCGAGCAGCAGCCACAGUCGUCAACCAAUAAACUUGAGUUCUCCAAUAUGACCAUGAUGCUGCCAGACUUUCGAUCUCUGCCGAAUGUCUUUGUGGAGUUCAUAGAGGAAGAGCUAUUGGACAAAAUGAUGUUAUCGGCAUUGGAGUCGUCUGGUUCGUUGAACUGGCUUUCUGCCAAAUUUCCGGCAAGUCGCUUGUUUCCACUGCGUACCAGCGGAGAUGGCAAUUGUCUACUUCAUGCUGCAUCGCUGGGCAUGUGGGGCUUUCAUGACCGCUUGCUACGUCUUCGGACAGAUGUGGAGAAUCUGCUGACAGGAAAGAACUCGUCAACGCGUGCAAUUUCCAAUAGCAUCUGCCGCCGGUGGGCAUGGGACAUCUCGUGGAAGAAUGCCAACAACAACACCUGUCUGGUGUACACCAGUGCCGAAUGGGAACGCGAGUGGUCAGAAGUCACCGCCAUUGCGUCUAGUGCCGAACUGAGGGGACAGGCCGAAGCUGCAAGCGAUCAAGGCCCUGUGUACAGCAGUUUAGAAGAGGUUCACGUCUUCACGCUGGCUCACGUGCUGCGUCGUCCUAUCAUCGUCGUCGCUGACAAGUAUUUGAUGAAUGCGUUUGGCGAGAGGAUAGCACCUAUACCAUUCAGUGGUAUAUAUCUGCCGCUGCUGAUUCGCCCGGACCGUUGUUUCACCAAGGUACCGCUGGUGCUGGCUUUCGACUCGCUUCACUUUGCUGCGUUAGCAGCAAUCGACCGUAAUCUGGACGUGCUGUCACUGUGGGCUCCGACUUCUGUGGAGUUGCUCAAAACCUUCUCACCACCAGAGCCGAACACACAACCACCAAUCACGGAGAACCUGGUGUUGCCGCUGGAACGGCAGAAUGGCGAGCUCUUGCCGAUCAUGUUCAGCUUUGAUCCAGGUAGGGGCUGGCGUCAUUACGAGGCGCUCAAUUUGGAUGGUGACUUUGCCGUCCGUUACGCCGACUUCAAGGAGAAAGUCUUGCCCACGCGUAUCAGCGACUACCUGAACUUGACGGAGGUGGUUGUUUACGAGAAUGACGCGCCCAGACACGUGCUGUGUGCGAACAUGUCACCGAUCAUAAAGCCACCUCACCUGCAACGCAUGCUGCACCGCUACUUCACCUACCGGGAAGAGGAGUAUGCAGAGGCAGUUGCAGCUAAGCAGGCGGAGACAAAACUGGCAGCGGCCAGAGCAGCGGCAGCAGCAGAAAGAUCUUCCGCAAGUGACGAUACAGAUCCGAGUGAGGUUUCUUCACCACCCUCCUCAUCUGCUGCAUCUUUCUCCUCGCCGUCAGCUGUGCCAUCUGGCCCUUGUCGUACGGACGGCUGCAACAUGUAUGGGAGUAAGCAGCACCUGGGAUUCUGCUCAAUGUGUUACCAGAGGUCCAUUGGUGCGUACGGCGCGGCAGUCUCCCCCACACCACUGAGCGAACACAAUGCCUCAACCAGCCCCAAACUGCCCACCCGCUCUGCAGCGUCUGGUAAGCCUGGCGCCACCAAGCAGGCUUCCAACCCCUGUGAAAUCUCGCCCAUACCUGAGGAGUCAGCGCUGGCCGACUGGGUGGACGUCAGUGAUUACGUGUGCUGCAAUGUGCCCGAUGCAAGCAUUAACCAAGCUAGCAGCGUGUCACCUGCUACCUCACCCGCACCAAUGCGUGCUGCUGCUGAUGCUGCUGCUGCUGUUCCACAGUCGCAUGACGAGCACAAGGAGAUGGCACCCACAACGUCUGGUGGCUCGGCUGUUCGCAAUCUCCGCCGUCGCCUCGCAAAACUGAAGCCCGGGAAGAAGGUCAAGAAUGGCGGCGUAGCUGCAUCACAAUCCACUGGUAGCAACCCAUCAUCCUUGAAUGGAGCAGCGUCUGCAUCAGAAUCAUCAGCUGCUGCUGCUGCUGGUAUGAGUAGCAGCAGCGUAACGAGUGUUGAGAAUAUGAGCAGUGGCAGCAGCAGUACAGCAGGUAGCAAUCCUGUAUCUCGUGUGGGAUCAACUCCGGAUGUCACCUCUCAGCUUCCAUCCACCAGCAAGAAGCCCAAACAGAAGCAGAUCCGGGCGGGCAGCUUUUUCCGCUCUUCAAGGAAGUCGCCGACGCUGGGCCGCUCCUCUACCGACCCAGUCAUGAAGUCUGCCAGUGCUGCUCCGGCUCCAUUGGAUGUCUUGCACAAUCAGAUGGCCAUCCUGAGACUACAUGAAGGCCAGGAGGCAGCGGUGCAGGUGCCAGCAUCCAAGCAAAAGAGCCUGGUAUGACGGCAUCUCUUUUGCCGGAUGGUUCACCUUGAUGUUGCGUUCACUUCAGAAGUUCACCUAGCUCUCUGUAGUACUGGGUGUUAGCAUUUAAAUCGAAUAUGUUGCUCUCCAUGACCAGAUUCAGGAGAGCGUCAGUCGAUUGGUCUCCGUUGCACUUGAUAGUGUUGUGUAUUGCAAGGCUGCGUGCUCUGUGUUGGCACUACAAGCUACACGCCGCAGUCCCACUGCCUGCAGUGCAUUGUGUUGGAGGACGCUAUCACUGCAAUGUGCUAGCCGCUACUGCUAUCACAGCUUGAGAGCCUAUUGGCACACGAGACUGGUGCUGAUGUUGGCUGCUGACGCCAUGUGUGGACGGCUGGUCGCGCUAUAGGCGUACUUGAGUGGCAAUAUGCACCCCGCCAGCUGUCCUUGUUGAGCAAUGUUCCAGUGUCAUAUCCUAACCAUGCAGACUAGCCACACAGACCAAUCAUGCAGACUAGCCACACAGACCAACCGUACAGACUAGCCACACCGACCGAUUCUUACAGACUAGCCAUACAGACUAACCAUGCAGACCAAUCAUACAGACCAAUCAUACAGACUAUCCAUGCAGACUGUCCUUACAGACUGUCCUUACAGACUAACCAUACACGCAACCUGCGCACACUAACCAUACAUCUAUUUUCAUACACACCGGUACCAGGUACUGCAGGAACACAACCACAACAGUGUCCUUUACAAAACAUAUUUCUUAUUGAGUUGUUGUUUUUUUGCACAUCAAAGCCUGCUAUUGAAUCAAUCUCUUGACUCUUGGACGAAGUCAUAAAUCCUAUUCGUGAACAAGUGCAUGCUGUCUUUACACAUAUCUUUUUUGGAGUGUUACGUUUUUAACCAUGAUCUAGUCAUUGCUUCUUUCCUGAUCCGUUAUUUAUUAGAGCAGUCUGCAUUUUACCCGUGAUUUUAGGCAGUGGUGCCAACUUGCUAUUUCUUUAUGCUUGUCAGCUCGUUCGCUCACUUGAUUCCUCUUUCGAAUUGCGCUUGCCCACGGCAAGCCCUCCCUCCCUGCGUGCUAAUCGUACAGCUGUUUAGAUUUUAUUUGCCUGCAUUCCAUUCCCAGUCUUUACAGUGCUCUGUUAUUUUUACUUCAGAUUUUUCCUGCCGUGCGCGCGCUGUGAGUAUUUGUACUACCGUGGGAUGAUGGCUCGAGUUUGCCCAGUGUGUUCUCUGAUUCUUGAUAUCAAACUUUUCGUUUCCGUUACGCUUCCUUGAAGUAUUGUUAGUAUAAGCGUUUGUGCUCUUCCUCUAAUGGCAUUUGGAAUUCUAGCCAGUGUAGUAGUA